AUGAGGUGGGACGUGGCCGUGUCACUGCCACAGGGCUCUGGGAACUCGCAGGGGUCUCUGGUCUCCCCAGGGUUUGUCCAGCUGGUCGGAGGGGACAGCCCCUGCUCAGGACGUGUGGAGAUCCGUGUCGGGAACCAGUGGAGCAGUGUCUGUGACUCAGCCUUUGGUCCCAAAGCUGCUGCCGUGGUCUGCAGGGAGCUGCAGUGUGGUGCAGCUCUGUCCCUGCCCGGGGCAGCUGCCUUCGGAGAAGCUGUGGGUGCCAUGUGGGACACAGAGCUGCAGUGUGUGGGGAACGAAUCCCAUCUCGCCUCCUGCCCCAGGGGAUCCCCCAGGGACCAGCCCUGCAGCCACAGGAACGCCGCUGGUGUCACCUGUACCCAGCACACAGGGUUCAGGCUGGUGAACGGCAGCACAGCGUGUGAGGGGAGGGUGGAGGUCCAGGUGCUGGGGACCUGGGGCACCCUCUGCGCCUCCCGCUGGGAUCUCCAGGAUGCUCACGUUCUCUGUCGUCACCUCAACUGUGGCUUUGCUGAGGCCCUUCCUGGAGGAGGGCACUUUGGGAGAGGAGCUGGCCCUGUCUGGAGAGACUCGUUCCACUGUGACGGGACUGAAGCCCAGCUGGGCCAGUGCCCAGUGACUGCCCUGGGGGCCUCGCCGUGCUCCCACGAGGACGAUGCCGCCGUCAUUUGCUCGGGCCCAGCUGAGCCCCUGUCCCUGCGGCUGGUGGGCGGAGGGAGCCGCUGCGACGGGCGAGUGGAGAUCUUCCAGCGCGGGACGUGGGGCAGAGUCCUGGAGGAGCAGUGGGACAUGCAGGAGGCCCGCGUGGUGUGCCGGCAGCUGGGGUGUGGGGAGGCAGAAGAAGCCUACAGCCCCCCGAAGGCUGAGAGAGGGACGGGUCCCGUGGGGCUGCGAGGGGUCCGGUGCACGGGGCACGAGGCCGCCCUGGCCCUCUGCAACACCUCCCUGCCCGAGAGCGCCCUGGGGGCAGGGAUUGCAGAGGACGUGGGGGUGGUUUGUUGGGGGAGCCGGCAGGUGCGGCUGGUGAACGGCUCUGGGCGCUGCGCCGGGAGAGUGGAGAUCUACUCCCAGGGCAGCUGGGGAACUGUCUGCGAUGACGGCUGGGACCUGCCUGACGCGGCCGUCGUUUGCCACCAGCUGGGCUGCGGGGAGGCCCUGGAGGCCCGUGGCUCUGCCUGGUUUGGGGCAGGCUCUGGGCAGGUCUGGCUGGACGGCGUGAACUGCUCCGGGGCUGAAGCUGCUCUCUGGGCCUGCCCGGCGGGGCCCUGGGGGGAGCACGACUGCGGGCACAAGGAGGACGCAGGAGUCGUCUGCUCAGAGUUCCUGUCCCUCAGGCUGGAGAACAGCACCAACUGCUCCGGGCGCCUGCAGGUUUUCUACAACGGGACGUGGGGGAACGUUUGCUCCAACUCCAUGACUGCCAGGACGGUGUCCCUGGCGUGCAAGGAGCUGGGCUGCGGGGACGGAGGGACCCUGGAGACAGGCCAGCCCUAUGGCAGACUGUCUGGGCCCAGCUGGCUGGAUCAUGUGGAGUGUGGGGACACACACAGCUCCUUCUGGCAGUGUCCCUCUGACCCCUGGAACCCGCAGUCGUGUGAUGACCUGCGAGAUGAGACCCACAUCACCUGUGAAGGGGCUGCAGAGCUGAGGCUGGAGGACGGCGGCGGGCGCUGUGCUGGGAGAGUGGAGGUGAAACUCCAGGGGCAGUGGGGGACCGUGUGUGAUGACUUCUGGGACAUUAGAGAUGCUGCAGUGGUCUGUAAGCAGCUGGACUGUGGGUCUGCUGUUGGAGCUCAUCAAUACGGACACUUUGGGGAAGGAUCUGGCCCCAUCUGGAUGGCUGGUGUUCAGUGUGUGGGCACCGAGUCUGCCCUGUCUGACUGUGCACACCCAGGAUGGGGUGAACACAACUGUGGUCAUGCUGAGGAUGCUGGAGUGACGUGUUCAGGGUUUGUCCAGCUGGUCGGAGGGGACAGCCCCUGCUCAGGACGUGUGGAGAUCCGUGUCGGGAACCAGUGGAGCAGUGUCUGUGACUCAGCCUUUGGUCCCAAAGCUGCUGCCGUGGUCUGCAGGGAGCUGCAGUGUGGUGCAGCUCUGUCCCUGCCCGGGGCAGCUGCCUUCGGAGAAGCUGUGGGUGCCAUGUGGGACAGAGAGCUGCAGUGUGUGGGGAACGAAUCCCAUCUCGCCUCCUGCCCCAGGGGAUCCCCCAGGGACCAGCCCUGCAGCCACAGGAACGCCGCUGGUGUCACCUGUACCCAGUACACGGGGUUCAGGCUGGUGAACGGCAGCACAGCGUGUGAGGGGAGGGUGGAGGUCCAGGUGCUGGGGACCUGGGGCACCCUCUGCGCCUCCCGCUGGGAUCUCCAGGACGCUCACGUUCUCUGUCGUCACCUCAACUGUGGCUUUGCUGAGGCCCUUCCUGGAGGAGGGCACUUUGGGAGAGGAGCUGGCCCUGUCUGGAGAGACUCGUUCCACUGUGACGGGACUGAAGCCCAGCUGGGCCAGUGCCCAGUGACUGCCCUGGGGGCCUCGCCGUGCUCCCACGAGGACGAUGCCGCCGUCAUUUGCUCGGGCCCAGCUGAGCCCCUGUCCCUGCGGCUGGUGGGCGGAGGGAGCCGCUGCGACGGGCGAGUGGAGAUCUUCCAGCGCGGGACGUGGGGCAGAGUCCUGGAGGAGCAGUGGGACAUGCAGGAGGCCCGCGUGGUGUGCCGGCAGCUGGGGUGUGGGGAGGCAGAAGAAGCCUACAGCCCCCCGAAGGCUGAGAGAGGGACGGGUCCCGUGGGGCUGCGAGGGGUCCGGUGCACGGGGCACGAGGCCGCCCUGGCCCUCUGCAACACCUCCCUGCCCGAGAGCGCCCUGGGGGCAGGGAUUGCAGAGGACGUGGGGGUGGUUUGUUGGGGGAGCCGGCAGGUGCGGCUGGUGAACGGCUCUGGGCGCUGCGCCGGGAGAGUGGAGAUCUACUCCCAGGGCAGCUGGGGAACUGUCUGCGAUGACGGCUGGGACCUGCCUGACGCGGCCGUCGUUUGCCACCAGCUGGGCUGCGGGGAGGCCCUGGAGGCCCGUGGCUCUGCCUGGUUUGGGGCAGGCUCUGGGCAGGUCUGGCUGGACGGCGUGAACUGCUCCGGGGCUGAAGCUGCUCUCUGGGCCUGCCCGGCGGGGCCCUGGGGGGAGCACGACUGCGGGCACAAGGAGGACGCAGGAGUCGUCUGCUCAGAGUUCCUGUCCCUCAGGCUGGAGAACAGCACCAACUGCUCCGGGCGCCUGCAGGUUUUCUACAACGGGACGUGGGGGAACGUUUGCUCCAACUCCAUGACUGCCAGGACGGUGUCCCUGGCGUGCAAGGAGCUGGGCUGCGGGGACGGAGGGACCCUGGAGACAGGCCAGCCCUAUGGCAGACUGUCUGGGCCCAGCUGGCUGGAUCACGUGGAGUGUGGGGACACACACAGCUCCUUCUGGCAGUGUCCCUCUGACCCCUGGAACCCGCAGUCGUGUGAUGACCUGCGAGAUGAGACCCACAUCACCUGUGAAGCGUUUCCUUCUGCAGGGACAAAGGCAGAAAGAGCCCCAGGCCCGGGGGCCGCCUGCCCAGGCUCCACCAGCUGCACAGACAGGGAGAAGAUCCGUGCGGUGGGAGGCGAGAGCGGGUGCUCGGGCAGAGUGGAGAUCUGGCACCGCGGCUCCUGGGGGACGGUGUGCGACGACUCCUGGGAGCUGCAGGACGCGGAGGUGGCCUGCAGGCAGCUGGGCUGUGGCCCCGCCGUGUCUGCCCUGGGCCAGGCUGCCUUUGGGGAGGGGACGGGCCCCAUCUGGCUGGAGCAGGUGGAGUGCCGGGGCACAGAGCCAUCCCUGCGGGACUGCUGGGCCCGGGCUGGGGACAGCGGGGCCUGCCGGCACAAGGAGGACGCUGCCGUGCGCUGCCGGGCUGCACCCAGCACGGCAGCACCGGCCCCCCGAGCAGAUCUCACUCCGGUCCGUCCGAGCAGCAGCAGGAGGAUCUCGUUGCCCAUCAUCUUCUGCAUCAUCCUGGGAGCCCUUCUCUGCCUGCUCCUGGCCCUCCUGGCCGGGCAAGCGCGACGCGCCAGGGCUGGGCGCAGAGGCUGGGAGGGAGCUCAGGAGCCCUUCCCUGAGGCCCUGUACGAGGAGAUCGCUCACAGCCCGCCCUGGGAGAAGCAGGCCAGGUCCAGCAGCUCUGACCAGCCUGUCCUGCCUGGAGAUGAGCCAGGGGAUGGCUAUGAUGAUGCCACGGAGGCUGCUGCCCCUGGGGGGGAUCCUGCCCCUGGGCAGGAGGGCUGGGAAAACCCCAGGGCUCCCGAGGAGGCAGCAGGGCCCAGGGAUGCCCCCGGAGAGAGCACGGGCUAUGAUGAUGCUGAAGAGGUGUUUGUGGCACAUCCCCCUGGGGACACGCAGGCUGUGACACCGCAGCUCAGGGCACACCAGCCCUUGAGCCCCGCGACAGGAGAGCCCGACCCUGCUGGGGGGGCAGCCGGGGGGGAGGAGAGGUCUGUGCAGCGGGGAGAGCCCUGA
Apus apus (common swift) is the source of this 4542-nucleotide messenger RNA. Its product is annotated as scavenger receptor cysteine-rich type 1 protein M130-like. Lineage: Eukaryota; Metazoa; Chordata; Aves; Apodiformes; Apodidae. The record is from RefSeq and is a predicted model, not a curated record. Gene Ontology annotation, cellular component: membrane.